This is a messenger RNA of Cryptotermes secundus, 9149 nucleotides long. It is a transcript of the gene Dlg5, whose product is annotated as disks large homolog 5. The transcript is spliced from 28 exons. The record is from RefSeq and is a predicted model, not a curated record. Lineage: Eukaryota; Metazoa; Arthropoda; Insecta; Blattodea; Kalotermitidae. Gene Ontology annotation, molecular function: protein binding. The coding region runs from base 460 to 6132 and encodes 1890 amino acids.
CCAUGAUCCUUGUACGAAGUGGAAGUCGAAUUAGAACAGAAGACGAUUUUCGAUUUAUUACGGCAGCUAAUUCUUUGGGAUCAGUUACCAGCUGCACACAGUAUGGCAACUAAGCAGCCGUCACCAGAAGUGAGUUGAAAGUUGCUUUCGGUCAGCUGACUUAUUAUGUUUGAUGUGCGCCCUGUUCCGUUUGUAAAAUUGUUUGUGUAAACUAACCAGAAUUAGUUUUGGUCUUUUAAAAUUACGAAGUUAUGGGACCUAACGCAUCACAAUGUGUAGGAAAUCUUUAUGAAAUAUUCCAGUGCCAAGUAAGGUCUUGACAAAAAAGUUGCGUGGAACAUUAUUAUGCACCACUUGUCAGAUCGUGUUGAAAUAAUGGCUUGAUGAGCUGUAAUAGAAUUAAGGUCAUUCUAUGAUUGAACUUAUCCAGUAGUGUGGAAAUCCUAUGCCUAAUCAGCCAUGGCAUCUGGAGCAUCUUCUUUAGAUAGCACAGGAAGUAAUGGUACUCUGUCACGUGGGUAUACUGUAUCCAAUAGUGACAGAAGUCUUUCAUCAACUUCUGUCAGGGACUAUGAUGGUCUGAAGCAACAGUGUGACAAAGCAAUGCAUGAGCUGCAGAUGUUGAGAAGGCAGCACAGUGAGACAAUCCGUCGCUGUGACCACACUAUGAAAGAACUGGAAUAUUACCGAGGACAGCACAGAGCAGCAAUGAACCAGUUAGAAGCAGCCGCUCAAGAGUCUUCCACUCUACGCUCCAAAUAUGCUGAUCUGGCAUCAGAAAAGCAGCGUGUAGAUCGGGAUGUCCAAAGUUUGCAGAAAGAAGUGACAGAGCUUAGAUGCCAGCAGCAGGAUGCCAUUGUUAGUGAGAGUGGGACAAGUGAUGCUUUGAAUCAACAUUACAUGAAUGCACUCCGGAAAUAUGAAGCAGUAAAAGACGAAUAUGAUUCAUUAAGGAAACGCUAUGAUGAUUUGAUCUCUUCUCACACAUCAGCAGUGAACAAACUGGAACUAGCACAAGAAGAAGUGUCCCGCUUGAAGAAACAGUGUGAUGAGGUAGCACAAGAGCGCAAUUCAGCUAUUCGGGAACGUAACGGCUUGAAGCAGCAAUGCACUUCUGCAAUACGUCAGUGGGAUAUUGCUCUUCGUGAAAGGAAUGAAUACAGAGAAGCUCUUGCUAAAGUGCAGCAACAGCAUGAAGAAGCAGUGAAAGAAAUAAAUCAGGCUAUGGCUGUAAGAAUGAAGGCAAGCAAGGACCUGAAGAGGUUGACAGAAGAGAGAAAUGCUGCAAUGCAGGAAUACUCACUCAUCAUGAGUGAGAGAGAUACAGUGCAUAAGGAAAUGGAAAAGUUGUCUGAUGAUCUUACACAGGCUUUUAAGAAAAAUAAAACAUUAGAAGUUGAGAACAAAGAUUUUGUUGAAGAGAAAAAAGCUCUUUCAUAUCAGAUCGAAACUUUGAAACGAGAAAUUGCAUCUGCACUUCAUGAUCGUGAUAAAGCACUAAAGGAAUGUAAUGAUUUGAGGGAGAAGUUUGGUGAAUACACAGCAAAAGAAGAAUCCACUCGAGAAGGCUUGAAGUCUAGAUUGGAUUAUAAUUCUUACAGCAGGGAACGUGAUAACUCAAGAGAAGAUCAAACAGAAGUUUUAAAAAGCACCAGAGAUAUGUAUGGAAAAUAUCAAAAAGAAAGAAUGGAUAAUCUGGAUCAGGCAAACCAAGAGAUUGACAGGUUACGAAAGCAGCUGGAUAAAUUGCAAGUAGAGCUUCAAGAGGCAACUCAAGAAGCUGAAGUUUCAAAGCGACGGAGAGAUUGGGCAUUCAGCGAGAGAGAUAAGAUUGUAUUAGAAAGAGAGAGCAUUCGUACUCUUUGUGACAGGUUGAGGAAGGAGCGUGACCGAGCAGUGUCUGACCUAGCAGAGGCACUUAGGGACUCUGAUGAUAUCAAGAAACAGCGGAAUGAAGCUUCAAAAGAACUCAAAGACCUCAAGGAAAAGAUGGAAGCUGAACAGGAAAAGGAAACAAGAAUGCAACAGUUUCGUACUGUGGGUCACAAUCAUAGUCAUGACUCUGCUAUCGAUGCUGAUCUCCAGGAGUGGGAGACAGAAAUACUGGAUAUUGAUUUGAGUGGGCUUGCUUCUGAUGAUGAUCUUGGUUUUGAUUUGGUUGGUGGAAGGGAUGACCCCCACUAUCCUAAUGAUAGUGGUAUUUAUGUAUCCUCAGUCACCAAAGGCAGUGUAGCAGAUGGCAAACUGAAACCCAAUGACUGUAUCAGCCGGGUGAACAAUUUGGAUUGUAGCAAUGUUAGCAAGAGAAUGGUUUUGGAAACAGUACGUUCAGGUGGUGGCGUAGCCAACAUGGUUGUUCGGAGGCGUCGGAUGGGUGGGCGCUGCCUCUAUACCACACAGUUACACCUGAAUGUUAGUGAACAUGGUCUGACUCUUGAAACUGGAAUCUACAUUUGCAAAAUCAAUCCAGGCUCAUUAGCUGCAAAGGAAGGGAACAUGGCAGUGGGGGAUAGAGUUCUUAGUAUUAAUAACAAACCCAUGGAUGGACUGAAAAGUGCCAGAGAAGCAAUGGCAAUAAUGGAUGAAUCAUGUGACAUCUUAACCAUAACAACUCUUAAAGGAUCUGUGUCUCCAAUCAAUUCAAAUUCCAGUUGUCAGAUUGUUACAUCUGAAGAAGAGAGAGGAUGUUUCAGUAGCACAAAUUCCACGUCAAAACCGGUAAAGAAAACGAGCCAGAGAAUGGUGAACAGUUGCUCACAGACUGAUGAUGAGAGAUUGCUAGGUGUGAACAGUCAUGGUGCAGCUGAGGAAUUUGUUGACAAAAGAUACUUGAGCAGUGCUUUUGGGGUAAAUGAACGUGCUGUAUACAAAGUAAGCAAGUCAACAAUGGAGAAGCAAAGCAACUCUGGCGCAUGGGAUAUGAUACGAGAGAAAAUUGACAUUGUUCGAGGGCGACGGCAUUCUAAAGAAAGGAACCGUGAGAGCGCAGAUGAGAAGAAACAUCAUCGGAACUCUUCACCAAACACAUUUGAACAGGAAAGAGAUGAUGCAAUUGCUGAACUGGACUCUGUGAUUGAAAGCUAUCAUCGCAAAACCAGUGGAAGUGGUCUCAAACGUAGUAGGAGGCGGGGGAAAGAACUGGAAAAAAAUGGUGGUACUUGGCCAAAAGCUCGUAAUGGCCCUGUGAUAGAGCAUGGUACAGGCACCAUCUUGCAUCCUAGAAAACACAAGGAGAGGUUACCUCUUUCUGAAUUGAUAAAUAACCCUCCAAAGUACCCUCCUGACACAGUUCAUUACUGUUCUGGUGGCAGUUCAGAACAACCUUCCCGGCCUAUUAAUAUAGCUCAUGAUCGGGCAGUGUCAUGCUCUGCAGCAUACAAAGCUCAGGAUUCAAAUUCCGUUAUGCAUUUCAACAAAUCAGGAGGGUUGCUUUGUAUUCAGAAAUCUUUCACUCCAACUCCAUUCAAGGACCUAAUGUGUGAGAACAAAUCUAACACUGAGUUUAAUAGGGACAGGGAACGGGACAGGUUGAGUGUCCUUGCACCUUCUGAUGCUAGUAUUGACUUUUCUGUCAAGUCUGGGAACAUUGGAAAGGAGGUGCUGGAGUACUAUGCAAAGAAGAAAAGCAGCAAAUAUCCCCCUAGUGACAGUGAGAGCAACAUCAGUCCAAUGGAAUCACUGAUGCCAUCACUGCCUUCACACAGCCGUAUCCACUCGCAGCUGUACGGAGUUCCUGCCACCGUACAUCCAUCCUUGGUGAGGUCACUGCCCCACUAUCCCUUCGCUCCAUUUCACUUAGCACACCCUCACCCACAUCCACAUUCGGAUUCAAUGACCACUGCUUUGCCAGCACGGUACCCUUCCCCAACACACCUUCCAUCCUCCCAGAGUGGAGAGUCCAUUGGCUUACCGGACUCAAGAUCCUACUGCUUUGAACCACCAUACAGCCCGACUCCACAGAACUUUCAUCACUCACACUCCCCCUCAGUUGAUCUUCACUAUCAUCACAAACCACGGCCCAUGUUACCAGCUCAUUCUCAUCCUGGUUAUCGUGGUAAUGAGGAGAUCCUCUCUGUUGGUUAUCACAGCUAUGAAGGGGGAACAUUUCCCCGCAAAAAAGAAAAUCAGCGUAUCAGAAUCCCCUCCAACCCAAGUGUGACCAGUAAGAGUAGCACUGGUAAAAUAUCCACAGGGAGCAUUGAGAGGACAUCAGAUCGAGGGAGCCCAAUGCCAACAUUUCAUGUGGAAGUGCUAAGUCCUGGACACAGGGAAAACAAACGCAAUUCUGUACCAGACUACUGCUUUUCACAGAAACCAUCGCCUGGCGAGUUGCGCCGGGUGCACAUAGAUAAAUCAGUUGAGCCAUUGGGCAUCCAGAUCUCUUGUUUGGAGAGUGGGGGAGUGUUUGUUUCAACAGUGAGUGAGCACAGUCUGGCUUCACAAGUUGGCCUGCAGGUUGGAGAUCAGCUCCUUGAGGUUUGUGGCAUUAACAUGCGUAGUGCAACAUAUCAGCUGGCAGCUAACGUACUGCGACAGUGUGGAAACUCCAUAACUAUGUUGGUGCAGUACAGCCCUGACAAGUAUCAUGAAUUGGAAGGUUCUGUGAGUUCAAGUAGUGAAGGAGGCCCCUCCAGGUCUGGAUCUCCCACUCCGUGCAACUCACCUAAAACGCCUCACAGACCAGCACCUCUCCAACUUGAGAAACUGUCCCCCUCGUCCAUAUCAAGUCUGCGAGGGGUACCGCAGUCUUCACAUGGAACUCUCACUCGCAGCCAAAUAGCACAAGCUGUCUCCACUCUCCAAAGACAGAAUGCUACUGUGAGGAGUCCAGAUGAUCCUAACAAGUCCCCGAUUCAUGAUGAGCGGUUUCUCUUCAUUGAGACUAGAAAAUGCAGCAAUCUUGGUAUAAGUUUGGUUGGAGGAAAUGCAGUAGGAAUCUUUGUGCAUAGUGUUCAGCCUGAUUCUUUAGCUUACAAUUCAGGAUUAAGAACUGGUGAUCAGAUUCUAGAAUACAAUGGAACAGAUUUGCGACAUGCUACUGCUGAGGAGGCAGCCUAUGAACUCGCGAAACCUGCUGACAAAGUGACAGUACUUGCACAGUACAAUAUGGACCGUUAUAAUGAAGUUAAGGAUAAACCAGGAGACAGUUUUUAUAUACGUACGAUGUUUGAUCGGGUUGGUGAUCUGGGUGAUUCAUUACAACUUCGAUUUCGCAAAGAUGACGUUCUUUAUGUUGAUAACACCAUGUUCAAUGGAGUGCCAGGACAUUGGAGGGCCUGGCUGGUAGAUGAAGAUGGUCAUCGACAGCAGUGUGGGAUUAUACCUAGCAAGUACAAGGUGGAAGAAGAGUUACUUUUGCGCCGCAGUUUAGGUGACUUGGAGGCUGAUGCAAGGCGUGGCUCCACAUCUGCAAGACGUAGUUUUUUUCGCCGUAAGAAACACCAACGCAGUUCAUCUCGAGAUUCAAAAGAACUAGCAAGUUUCUCUAACAUUAACCUUGGAUGGUAUAGUGAUUCUGGAACUCUGAAUGAAGAGGUUGCUCUUUGCUCAUACCAGCGUGUGGAAAGACUUGACUAUCCAGUGUUCAGGCCAGUCCUAAUAGUUGGACCUCUGGCUGAAUGUGUAACGGAGAAACUGAUCCAGGAUUUCCCUGACAAGUUCACUCAUUGUGUCCCAGAAGUUAUGCACUGCCCUCUGAAUAUGAUGGAGAAAGGGAUAUCAGAGAACAUUUUUGUGGACUUCCGAAAGAAAGGCAGUAACUUUGAGUGCACCACUGUUACAGCUGUGAAAGAAAUCUGUGAUAAGAAUAGCCAUUGCAUUUUAGAUAUCAGUCUAGCCUCUGUGGAGAGGCUUCAUCGUCACCAAAUUUAUCCUAUAGUGCUAUUGAUCAAGUUUAAAUCAACAAAACAGAUAAAAGAAGUGAAGGAUACUCGCUAUUCUAUGGAGAAAGUUUCAGCUAAGGCAGCCAAAGAAAUGUAUGAACAUGCCUCAAAGUUGGAGUCUGAAUACCGACAUUACAUUUCAGCUGUGAUCCCUGCAGGUGUGAAUGUGGCAUACAUGUGCACACAGGUUAAGGUAGCUGUUGAUCAGGAGCAGAAGAAAACUCUUUGGGUCCCCUGCGGUUCGAUUUGACAGUCAGCAUCUUUCCCAGAGUCUGCUGGGAAACCUGUUACAGCAAUGGAUAUGCACAAAUGGCAGUCCUUAUAGCUUCCAUUACAGGGUUUAGUCCAAUUCGACUGACUGAGUGACUCCCGCUUAUUGGUGAAGUUAGUUUGCUUAUGGACUAAAGCCAUGGAGUUAGUUCUUUACAGCCAAUUCAGAUACAAACAUGGUACUUCAAAAUUAGGACACAAGUACUUUUAUUCAUCAGAGUUCAACAUUUAUCAUCAUACGUGCAUUAAAGAAGUGCAGGAUACACAGUAACAGAAGAGGCAGUUGCAUGGACAGUGAAAUGCAUUAUUAUAUCAACAAGAUAGGAGCAUAUCAUCUUCCAGUGGCUUGAAAUGACAAUACUUAUUUGUUAUUGAUUGAAUGUUGUCAGUAGUUACACAGCUCAACCCCUACACAUGGCAUGACACUUCCACCUCUAAGUAUUAUUGACUCUCAGUUUGGAAGAGUGAAAAUAUUUUUUCAAGUGUACAGCUAAUUUGAGUGCUCUUAAAAGGUACCUUGUAAAGUAAAUAAACAUGCAAGUGUCCUAGUAUAGAAGUCUAGUCAGUCUAGUUGCUGAGCUGAGAAAAUCAUUAACCAAAUAUUUAUUUAUUUAUUACUACUAUUAAAGAGGAACACCAAAUAUCCUGUUUUCUCUACUCACUCAGAUGCAAGAUUUAGUCAGCCCAGAUGACUGGGUUGUGCAAGGUUACUGUUUCAUAUUGUUGGCUGCACCUUCGAAAUAAUUUUGGAUGUUUUAUCAAAGUGUUACCAUCCUCUAUGCCAUUACUAGUACACUUAACUGAUAUAUACUUCAUUUCAUGGACCGAAGUAAGUUUUAUAAUUACAAUGGAUACAUCCAAAGAUCCUGCAGGUGAGGUGUAACUAUUCCACAUUGUAAUGUAUAUAUAUCAGUGUUGCCUGUACUAAAUGCAGGAAGAUGUACAGUUGUUUUCAGUUGCAAUAUGGAAUAGGUACCAUUUAUAUAGUAUGGGGAGAGGGAGCAGUUAAUGUGGAAAAAUUCUAUGAUAAUACUGCCAGACGUGCCCCUGAUUUUAUUAAUGUAAGACAGAAAGUGAAAAGUACAUCUGAAAUACAAAGGCAUAAUAUUUCAAAUCGGUAAUAGUUAUGGUGUAUCUUGUGUUGGGUGAAAAUGGUGAUUCUGAUAUUUUCAUUUCAUUAUACAGUAGAUAUUAUUUACAGAUAUGUUCAGAGUAAGAAUUAGUCUUUUGUGGUCUCUGUAAUUUCUUCUUUAAAAUAGCUUAAAGGUAAGUACCAGUGUCUAAACUAUUACCUCCCUCCCCCUCCAGAAUAUUGACUGAUUUGACUGAUGACUCAGCUUAUGUUCAUCUAAGCCUGAAACUUCUUUUAAGUUACCAUAUUUGUGUAGAGAUCUGCAUAUUAAUGAAGAACUGCUAUCUGAUAUUGCAGUCAUUUGUUGCUGACUUGGAUAAUUUUGCCCCACUUGGCAAGGGGUGCCAGUACAUCAUGCAUGCUGUCAAAAUAUAAAAGUUUGUUGAAAGAAUUUGAUGUUUAGGUUGAACAAUGUUGUGUAUAAGAUAUCAAAAUACACAAUAAUCAGUCAUACAUUACAGAAGCUCAGAUGAGGUGGUGGUUAGAUCUUUCGUUAAACUGUAUAAAAACUUAUCAGUGGACUAGAGAGGCAAUUAGAUGUGAUGAGGAAUAGGAGAAAGCAAUUGACCCAUAAGCUUUUGUAAUAAGUCACUAAUACUGUAAUCAUCUGGUGAUAUUUAAGCUCUGUAGAAUUAUCACAGUGCUCAAAAGCAUUUGUUACCCAAGAGUAUUUAUAUGCCCUGUUUAAUAUUUGAUGUGUCUGUCUUCCUUAUAAACUAUUAUUUAUUUGAAAUGGAGGGUUGACAGUUGUAGAAUGUCCCUAAAAGUUUCUUACUUUUGUUUUUAAUGUACUAAAUAUACUAUACACCAAAUAAUUGAGGAUGGUUAUAUAAAUAACAUAAAUUUGUAAAAUGAAUUUUAUGGAUUUUGUAUGUUUAAAACUGUGUUAAAGGAGAUUAGCCCCAUGUAUUAAUGCAAAUAUGGAACUGUAUAUUUCCUUAAUUAUUUUUACCAGACAUUACUUUCUUCCCUGGCAGCGUCUCUUGUAAUUGCUGGCAGAAUGCAGAUUGACACUAGCGGUCAGUUUUUGAAAUAGAAAAUGAAAAUUUUAACUUUUGAUAUCAGUAUAGAUACAGGUUUAGUAUCAGAAGUGUAUUUUGAGUAUGAAUGGAAGUGGUGGUGGUGGUAGUUGUAUGUUAUGGCUUUUCUAGGACUUUGUGUACUGCAUAACUGUCCUACUGCCAUUACCAGAUUUAGUCUUUCAAACCCCAUUCAGAAGCGAUCUUUGAUGCCCAUUUCCUAGUACAUACAUGAAAUAGCCCAAUAACAGGUGGAGGGGUGUAGGAUACAUUUUAUGUAGUAAUUUGAACUGAUUAAAUAGCACAAAGGUAUGGAUGAUAUUAUUAUACAUGUUUGUUAGAUUUUUCUACACUGCAGGACUCUACCAGUUAAGAUUAUAAAUAUAAAAGAGGACAUAUUCCUAUAGUUUCUUAAUACGUAUAUCUGAAAUAUUAAAUGCAAUAUAAAUAAUCAUGGGACUAAGGAAUUGACCUACCUUGUUAAGACUGACAAUUGCUAGAGAGUUGAAGGCACUUGCAGUGUUAAAAAUUGGUGUUACUCAAUACAAGUAUCAUUUCCUUUCCUAUACAAAUAUUUAUAUACAUAUACACUACUACAUAAUUUGACACUUGCUUUUUAUAUAGGAUAUGUUUUUGUCAGCUAGUUUAGUAUUGACUGGGCAAAAAAUAAUUUAUUAAUGCUGAUGUGUGGAUGUUGUAAGUAUUAAUAUACAGUAUUGUGAUUGUCACAAGUCAGUCAAGGCAAACAUUGUAAAUAAUAUGUGUUUACAUAUAUGUGAUGCAGAACAUGUAUAGUAAGUGGAAUACAAUAAAGAUUGGAGAGAAGACAGUAUGGUUUGUCACAAA